UAGCCUUAGGCGUUGCGCAAUGGUUGGCCCGGUCGGAGUUCAACGUGAAGGCAGCGGUGAUGUUUUACGCAUCCGUAAGAUAUACAUUCGUUACCGGUUUGUUAGAUGCCUGAGUGGUUUUUUUUCUUGACUUAUCCACAGGUCGAUCUGCGGCUGUCACCGUGGAGAAAGCUGAAGCCGGCCAAAUAUCUAGAUAAGGAUCCUUUAACUUUUGUUUUGCCCUUGAUGGACGCAUAUGCCGGUUCGGAGCGAGAGAAGUAUCGGGAGAGCCCAAUACUACAUCCCAUUCCGGCUGAUAUCGAGUCACUGCCACGGAAUAUGCUGUUUAUCACACGAGUUUGGACUAGUGGACAUGUACCGCGAUCAAGGCUACCCGAAUCCGAGGCAUAUCGAGGAUAAUCCCGGAGAGUUAGAAGGUCAUGCUGGUAGAACUAUCAAAAGUGCAUCAGAUACAUUCAAAGUUGGUGAUAAACUUGAGUUAAAUCGCCGCGAAAGGGAUACUAUAAGGAAAGUUCCGCUUCCUGAUGAUAUACAGAAACUCCACUUUCUA
Aspergillus pseudotamarii is the source of this 550-nucleotide messenger RNA. Its product is annotated as putative lipase/esterase family protein. The record is from RefSeq and is a predicted model, not a curated record. Bases 106 to 399 code for a protein of 97 amino acids. The transcript has a single exon. Lineage: Eukaryota; Fungi; Ascomycota; Eurotiomycetes; Eurotiales; Aspergillaceae.